AGGAAGUGCUAGUGCUGAUAAUACACCGCUGACGGACCGCUAAAUUGUUGAGGUUCAUUUUCUGUUUCAUUGAACGUGACAUCGUUCUGCAUGGAUACGCGCGAUCGUUACCGCUAUGCAGUGUCGUCCGUGUAAUGACUGUCAGUGAAAUCUGAAAGUGGCACUCGUGACAUAAUGUCACCGAAAGAUUCGGCCGAGGAGAGUUUCAGAAUACAUAUUUCUACCUUGCACGAAAAGCAGUGACCCACCUCGAAAAAAUUCCGUUUAGCUGCUCUAAUUCGUUGAACAAUGGAGAACCACACCACGCAGGAUAACACGAUCAACAUGAACGGAAGUGAGGACCUACAGGAGAAAGUAACUAAACUGGAAUCAGAGAACGUGAAGAUGCGAGAGGAAUUUAACAUUCAGAGAGCCAAGUUGAAGGAGUUGUACCUUCAAAAAGAAGAAGAAUUGAACAGAAGAUUGCAGGAUAACACGUGUCUGCAAGAAGAAAACACAAGACUGAAAAACGAAUUGGACGAAGCCAAAAGUCAGCUGGUUGUUGCCGAUCUUAAAAUUCAGAAUGAUAUUCUUAUAGAGAAAAGAAAAGCUCAAGAGGAGAUAGCUUCUUUGCAACGGGUUAUACACGAAACGGUGGAGGAAUCUUCGUGUUCGCGCAAACGAUUAGACGCCGAUAUUUCAACGUUAAAGACAACUCUUUCCAAGUUGCAAGAAGAAAACGCGUUAUUAAAGUCACAGCUACCUCGCGACCCUCCCAUAGAUAGCCCUCAGAUAUCGCUGUCCACAGUAACGAAAACGAUAGCUCGAAAAGUAGUUAAGCAAAUAGGUGCAGAUGCUUUGUCUUUAGGUCCUGACAAUCUCGAAGAAAGUAUGAGGAAGGUAAAAAGAUAUGCACAGGAGGAUGCGGAAGUAUUGCGUUCGUUGGUAGUGCCGCUCGAAGAAGAAAUUAAAGCCUUAAAAGAGAAAUUGAGAGCCACGGACGACGAGUUGCAAAAGUGUAAAGAAGCACAGUCACAGAGAAGGCAACGAGAAUCCGGUUCCUUCGAACCAGCGUGUGACAUGUGCGCGAAUUACGAAGCACAAUUAGUUAAGAUGCAAGCGAACGCUAAAGAUAUGGAGAAACAACUGCUAGAUUCGGAACGUAUGUUGCAAGCGCAAAAAGAUGAACUAACCAAGGAGGUGGAGUUUCGUAAAGAAAUGGAAGAGAAAUGGAACGAAAAGAAAGAGGAGCAUAAAAUCAAAGUAGCGGAGCUCACUGCCACCUCGCAAACGAUGCAACAGACUCUGACAGAUCUGAAAAAAACGUUUGAACACGUUCAGAGAAACAUCAGAGACGAACUCGUCAAACUGACGCGUGGCCGGGAAGAAGUACAAAGACACCUUGUCGCACUGCAAAAGGAAAAUGAGAACCUCGUUGGCAAGCAUAGCAAGCAUUCCCAGCAAUUGCAGAGUGAGAGCAUCAAUAUGCCGAAUAAUGUCGAGGAGUUGCACGUUAGUCUUUUAAAAAUGCGCGAGGAUUUGAUCACCGCUAAAGUUGCUCAAGAAGUUGCACAAGAGAAGGAGGAAACGUUACGGUACGAAGUGACCUUGCUCCAGGAACAAAUGGAACAGGAAAGCACAGUGAAGGAACAAGAAGUAUUGGCAUUGAAAAAUGAAAUUAGCGGGUUAAGAACACAAUUAGAUAAAUACGUGAGGGAUCAUCGAUCGCUCGCCGAAAGAGAGGAAAAACUCGAACGUUUAGAAAAACAAUUGGACAUAGUUUUGAAAGAAAAUAGAGAAGCUGAAUUAAAAGUAGCCGAAUUACGGCAAAGAGUUACCAGUCUUCAGCAAGAGCUAGAUACCAGCGAAGCGGUUCAAAAAGACUUCGUUAGAUUGUCGCAAUCGUUACAGGUACAAUUAGAAAGAAUUAGACAAGCCGGUAGCGAAGUAAGAUGGCAACACGAAGAGGAUGUAGAAGAAUGCCCUAGUUGUCAUACUUCUUUCACUGUUACAAAGAAAAAGGUGCAUUGCCGUCAUUGUGGCCAUAUAUUUUGUCAGUCCUGUCUUUCGCACGUCGUGAAAAGUGGACCGAAACAAAGACCAUCCAGAGUCUGUGAUGUUUGCCAUACCUUGUUGGUGCAAGAUACCGCACCGUAUUUUAGCCAAGAACCACCACACACACCUGAUUAAAUAUUCUAACGCAAAAUCAGUCCAGCAAGAUGUGCAAUAUCAAUUUGAAAGAUUUAGAGAUGCUGCUAGUGUGGGAGGGGGCUAGAUAAAAUUCCUAUUACCUGACAACUCGAGUGAUAAGAUAAAUAUCGUGUAAAUACGAAUUAUGUACUACUUAAUGUUUAUUGUAAUUUAAAAGAUUAAAGCUUUUGAAUGUAUGUGAGUUA
Messenger RNA from Hylaeus anthracinus, 2375 nucleotides. RefSeq names its product rab GTPase-binding effector protein 1 (gene Rbpn-5). Gene Ontology annotation, molecular function: metal ion binding; growth factor activity; GTPase activator activity. The transcript is spliced from 9 exons. The record is from RefSeq and is a predicted model, not a curated record. NCBI's taxonomy places the organism in Eukaryota, Metazoa, Arthropoda, Insecta, Hymenoptera, Colletidae. Gene Ontology annotation, cellular component: intracellular membrane-bounded organelle. Bases 289 to 2169 code for a protein of 626 amino acids. Gene Ontology annotation, biological process: endocytosis.